AUGGAUCUUGAGAUCUUGAUCUCAUCCUCACUAGUGGCGACACUACUUUUGCUUUCAAGCAUUCACAACUUUUAUAAAGCAGAAGGUCGCAUUGUGUCAGAAGAGGAGGAUUUGGAGUUGGACAGACAACUCAAAAUUCUUAAUAAACCACUAAUCAAGACCAUUGUUGCUACAAAUGGUGAUAUAGUUGACUGCAUAGACAUCUACAGACAACCAGCUUUCGAUAAUCCAUUGCUCAAGAAUCACGAACACAAGGUAAAACGUAUAAUCAAACAAGAAUUAUUACUUAAUGAAGCAAACGCAUCCAGUAAAAAGAUCUCAGUGUUGGAGCAUUAUUACAAUGAAAGUCAUUGUCCUUUCGGGACAGUGCCAAUAAUAAGGACUACAAAGAAGCAGUUGGUAAAUGCUAAGCGUUUCUCCCAGCGAAUGAAACGCAGUGGCGAAAACGCUGUUUUCAAACCUACCGGUCGCACCCAUUUUGUUUCACUUGAAACAAGCUAUAUUAAAAAUAAAACUUACUUAGGAGCUUGGGCACAAAUUCAAAUAAAAAAUCCAGAUAUGGCACCGGAUCAAUUUACUACGGCGCAGAUAUCAGUACAGAAUGGCCCCGGAGAAGAUGUAAACAGUAUAGAGUUUGGAUGGGCAGUAUACCCAGAACUAUUUAGCGAUGCAGAUACUCGAAUAUUUGCUUACUGGACGGGUGACGGGUAUAAAAGAAGGGGAUGCUUCAAUAUGCUUUGCAGCGGCUUUGUACUAGUUAACCAUGAAAUUCCGCUUGGUGCAUCUCUUGCAAAUACCGGAAGAGCAUUUCUUGGCUCUAGGGUCGUUCGGGAUCCCCAACCGGACGAUGGCUGGUGGCUGUACUUGCUCGAUAUAAAAAUUGGAUUCUUUCCUAAACCAAUAUUUACUCAUCCCGAAGACGAAGCUACAAUUAUAAAAUAUGGAGGAUUAGCAAACGCAGAACCUAAUAAACCAUUUCCACAGAUGGGAGCUGGCAGUUUACCUGAUUUUGAUUUUGAAAAGUCAUGUCACUUUACCCAUAUGAGAGUCUAUGACAAGAAUGGAGAGCCGGGUGAUUUUGACCCAAACAUCGUACAAAUGAGACAUGAUGCGUCUGUUGAUUGCUAUGAUCUUGCAUUUUAUGGGCGUAACCACACUGGGUGGGGUUUGACUAUGUCCUUUGGGGGACCUGGUGGUAGUUGUUAG
Molecule: messenger RNA, 1206 nt
Organism: Papaver somniferum (opium poppy)
Lineage: Eukaryota; Viridiplantae; Streptophyta; Magnoliopsida; Ranunculales; Papaveraceae
Exons: 7
Coding region: 1-1206 (401 amino acids)
Source: RefSeq, a predicted model, not a curated record